CCAGGAACUUGGUGGCCUGCCUGUGUUUUCCUCUUUGCGAGGGAAGCCGGCUUUCGGGGCAUCGCCCAAUCGGAGAGGGCGGGGGCGGGCUCAGCCCGGGGAUCUCCUCUCCAUGCCUGCCCUUCCGUCCGGAGAUCCACUGGCUCUCCUCUCGGGAUGGACGCGGAGGUGGCCCCCGAGAGCAGCGAGGGCGAGGCGGCGCCUUUCAAGGUGUACAAACGGCGCUGGCUGCUCCUGGCCGUCACCUGCCUCCUCAACGCCUCCAAUGGCAUGGAAUGGUUGACGUUUGCUCCAGUGGCUGAUAAAACAGCUGAAUAUUUUCAAACUACAAUGAAUAUAGUCAACUGGCUUUCGCUUGUGUUCCUUGUGAUUUCGGUUCCCGUGGGGCUCCUGGCAAUAUGGAUUCUGGACACCGUUGGACUUAAAUGUGCUAUUUUACUCUGUGCCUGGCUGAACAUGAUUGGGAGCGUUAUUCGGAUUUUCAGCACUGUCAGCGUGCUGAGCCUCGGCUCCCUGAAUAUCAUAUACCUGCUGGUAGGACAAUGCCUUUGUGCGGUGGCCCAGCCUCUUAUCAUUUUUUCACCAACCAAACUUGCAGCAUUAUGGUUCCCAGAGCAUCAGAGAGCCACAGCCAAUAUGAUUGGCUCAAUGUCCAAUCCGCUGGGCUUGCUCAUUGCUAACCUGUUGUCACCUGUGAUCGUAAAAGAAGGAAAAGAUAUUCCUUUAAUGCUUGGAGUGUAUGCAGGCCCUGCUGUGUUUGCCUGUGUCUUGGCCACGUUGGGGGUUCACGACAAGGUCCCUCCAACACCCCCAUCUGUGAGUGCCACCCACCUUAAUGCACCAUCCUUCUGUGGCGGUUUGAAGAUGCUUAUGCGAAAUGGGCCUUACAUCAUCCUGACACUCUGCCUUGGGGGAGGAGUCGCAAUUUUUACAUGUUACUCUGCUCUGUUGGAACAAGUGCUGUGUGCCGUCGGAUACUCAGAUCUCUUUGCAGGUGUAACUGGUGCCUUGUUUACUGUGUCCGGACUAAUUGGAGCCUUCUUCCUUGGGCUGUAUGUGGACAGGACAAAGAAAUUUACAGAAGCCUGCAAGAUCUCUUUUUGUCUAAUUGCCCUGGUUGGCAUUGCAUUCGCCAUGGUGUCUCAGCUUAGAAACCAGACCUAUGUUUUGGCAACCAUCAGCUCACUUUUUGGCUUAUUUGGAUUUGCUAUUUAUCCUGUUGCCUUGGAGCUAGCUGUUGAAUGCUCCUACCCUGUAGGAGAAGGAACAACAUCUGGGCUGAUUUUUGUCACAAGCCAGCUCCUAGGAGUGCUCUUCAUGAUUUUGUUCCAAAGUUUGGCUGUGGAGAAGGAAAACGCCCCUCUUUCUACCUGUACUACGGACCAAGGUGGAGCACUGGACUGGUCAACUCCGAUGCUAGUGAUGGCUGGAUUGUGCACUUUUAUAGCCUGUUUUUUCACUGUGGCUUUUCACACCAAUUACAAGAGAAUCUAUGCAGAGACAUCUCAUGCCUGUUCAGUCAACAAGACCGAAGACGAUUUUGCAGUAGCAGGACAAAUAUGAAAUGUUUCCAGUUGAACUCUUAGACCAAUGGUUCACAACUUGUGGUCCGUGGACCACCAGUGGUCUGCAAGAACGAAAAUAUGGUCCACUGCCUAACCAUUACUACACCGUUGCCUUGAAACCACGUGGCAACAAGAGCGACUGGUCUGGUGAAACCUUCUUAUAGUGCUGAGGCAAUGGGGAUGUUGGGAGUGGAGAGGCUGACUACCCAUGAAAGAUUACUACUACCACAUCYGCUCUAGAUUUUUAAAUAUUGUUUUCUGUGGCUGAGCAGAUGGCGACUACUGGAUGGCAUAUGUUCUGUAUCAGAAACUAGAGCUGAUGUGGUCUAUCCAAUGCAAUUUUCUGAAUUAGCACCUCAAAUAACUAAACCGAAUCUAAAGUUGACCAAAAACUGAUUCGUAACCCUUYUGGUACUAAUGUUGGCGAGUGGUCCCUGGUCAAAAAAAGAUUGGGAACCAUUGUCAUAGACUAAUACAAAUGCCUUUGAAAGUUGCAGGAACUUCAAAGAACUCAAGUAUCCCAGCUACUCAAAACAGCACAGUAAAUCAUCUGUUGAUGGAAACUGACUGGAACAAGAGUGGGUGGUUGAAGCAACUCUUCUUGUGUGGGUCCCAAGGAUCCAGUAAAAGUUUUCUGAAUGUCACCUAAUGACUGUUUUAGACAUUUAUACAACUCUUUUGUGCCAUGUUUACAGUGGACACUCCAGGAGAUGCUUCAGCUAUACUUCAUAAAAAGGAAAACCAGCCUGUUUA
Molecule: messenger RNA, 2318 nt
Organism: Anolis sagrei ordinatus
Lineage: Eukaryota; Metazoa; Chordata; Lepidosauria; Squamata; Anolidae
Gene: SLC49A3
Product: solute carrier family 49 member 3
Biological process (GO): transmembrane transport
Cellular component (GO): membrane
Molecular function (GO): transmembrane transporter activity
Source: RefSeq, a predicted model, not a curated record